AAAAAAAACGUUCUGUUGAAAACAGAGACGAGGAGCGAAGCGGAGGGUAGAAAGUCACCGGCACCGGGGCCAGCGUCUACAACAAAGCCUGCCACAAAAGUGAAUGAGAAAGCAAAUAUCAGCCUCCGGCCACUGAGUGAACAGACUGUGCGUUAUCAGCCAGCGUGUCGCAGACAAGAAGCGCAGAUGGAGACCAGGAGCACCACUGAAGAGAAACCUGUCCAGCGAUCUAAGUCCUUCAGCUUUAAGACCCAAAAGGAAGUGUGUUCAUCAUGUGAGAAGACGGUCUACCCGAUGGAGAGAUUGGUUGCCAACAACCUGGUCUUCCAUUCAACAUGCUUCUGCUGCAAGCACUGCAACGCCAAACUCAGCCUUGGCACCUUUGCAGCUCUUCAAGGUGAAUUCUACUGUAAACCCCACUUUCAGCAGCUGUUCAAAAGCAAAGGCAACUAUGACGAGGGCUUUGGACGCAAACAGCACAAAGAGCUCUGGGCCUCCAAGGAGACAGAUGAUAUAACAAAGACGGCAUAAUCAUGUCUGCCUGUGUCCCAUCCCUUCCCAACCCUGCCUCUUCCUUUUCCUCCUCCUAACACCUCCAAUACAUCACGAUGAACACGUGCCUCAUAUGCUGGGGCACUGUUAAAUCACCCACGCAUUCACUUGCUUUUUAAAUGCCAUCAGAACAGAUACAUGCACAAACAGCUAGGAAAUGACUGGCCAGUCAUAAUCAUACCACUUCGAAAUAAAUCAGUUUUGGGGAUUUAUUUGGGGUUUGAUUUUAUUGUAUUUUCUUAACUUUAUUUUCCUGUUUGGAAUUGGUAGUUGAUUGUGACCAAAAGCCUUCUCCAGUAUGAGGAGUAUAAUAAUAAAAUCGCUUUUAUUUUGGUGUUUUUAUUCUUUUUAAUAAUUUGCGCCCUUUUGUUGUUGUUGUUUUUUUUUUUAACAAGUAACUGUAUGCUCAGGCAAACAUAUCAGAGGGGUCACAGAGCAUCCAUGAUUUGCAGUAGAGCAUACACUCAGGUCAAUUUUCACCCAAGGAUUUUUAAAAAGAUAAUGUAUACUUUCACUGAUUUCAACACAACUCAGAAUAAUAGUCCUCAGUAUUGUGACUUUGCUGUCAGUUUGUCAGGUUUCAUAUAUUUGAGGAACAAACAGGGUACAGAGUACUGUAAAAUAACCGCACACAUCAGCAACGGCUCACCUCUCGUCUUUUAAUUUUGUUUGUGGCUUCAUCCCAUGGUUCGUUCUUAUUUUAUUGACCACUCUGAGUCUUAUCCUUGCAUGUUGGGAUGACUGGGUCUUAAUAGCCUUAUCUUAUGACCGUAUCGAUCUUUUGUGUUGUGAAUGAUUUUGUUUCAUAGAUGCGUAGGACGUUCGUUUUUAGAAGCACUUGAGUUUGGAUUUGAUUGAUGUCAUGGCAUAAGUUGAUCUUUCUCUGAGCUUUUAUGGCUGAAAUUUAAAUGGAAUUCUCAGAUUGUGUUUUCUAUACUAUCUGUACAUAGAGCUGUACUUGUGAUUAGUGAACAUUCCCCACCAUACUGUACUCUCGUUGUGCACAUAUGACCACACAUGAUCACCGGACAAGGUGUUGAUAACUUAGGCCUCGUUCUUAAACCUCCGUCUCUCCGUCAUGAGACAUUUUAAGCGGAGCAAGCGUUUGAGUAAAUUGAUUACAAAUGCAUUUCUGUGUCACAAAUGAGGAUGUUGAAGGACGGAGCCUAAGCCUUGCAGGAAAUCACACAGUUUUGUUCCUCCGUCAUUUCACGCUUGUCGGUUGUUGGCGUCUUGUGAUGAUUUUCCCUUGCUGUAUUUGUAAUUGUUCGUGUAACUGGACGGUUUUUAUGGGGACGUUGACGGAUCCAAUUCAGUCACAGUAUGUUGAACAUUCAUCACUAUUUGUCCCCCCCCCCAGCCAUUCCCAUCCAGUAAGCAUGGACAGGUUUCCUUUUUAGAUAAUUGCCUUCCUGUUCUCAUCUCCUGUCUUAUUAGCUAAAUACAUCUUAGCGCUUGGACCUAUUUCUUGAUAUUGAAUUUACAGUAGGUGUCUGAUGGAGGGUUUGUCACAGUGUUGGUCCCCCUGAUGUGCUCCUGCAUGCUGCAUGCUAGACCCAGUGCAGAGCACCCAGUGCAGAGCACCCCCUGCUGUUGAAAUUGUGACAUAACUUCUAGUGUGAAAGGAAAAAAAAAAAAAGAUGCCCGUGAACUCAACAUUUAGCCUUUUAUUCAAAGUUUUGUUGGAAUAUGUUGCCUCGGCCUGCAGUGCAGUUGCACUCUAGCCACUUUUUAUCUUAUUCUGUUUCAACACCUAAGAGAAAUUAACCCAGUUAGACAAGAUUUACACCUCUAUUUUUUCAUUCUACGCAAGAAUGAGUCAAAAGCCAUUCAAAUAUCUCAUUGUAGAAAAUCUCUGAAUACUGCUGAGACUUGAAUGACACUUGAAUGACACAAAAUACUUUUUGUGACUGAAGGUUUACUGUGAAUUUGAGCAUGCUGUGCAGAAUAGAAAGAUAAACACAAAACAGAUGUUAGUUUUUCUAAAGAGAAGCCUUAGAAAUAAAUAGCUGACCUUUUAUUGCUGUUUUAAACAAGACCUUUGAGUGCGCAGAUCUUUACAAAGUCAUGCCUUUUCAAAAUCAGACCUAUUUUCUCUCGAGCCCCCUCUUAAACAUAGGAUUAUUUCACUCAACCAGCAGCCAUUUUUCCUAUCUAAUCACUUUUUAUCCACACGUAAUGUAUAGUAAUUCUAAGUCUACUGUAUGUGACAAUGUAUAUUUUAUAUUUUCCCUUUUUCAUUUUACAACGGUCCUCUGGAUCCCCGAGAAUGCUUUAAAAUCAAGAAUAUCGUAUCUAGAAAUGCUGUCUGUGUCACUCUCCGUUAGCAGUUCGCCAAGGUACAGCUGCAGAAUCUGUGAAUUGCAUCUCUUAAGUGUAACAGAGCAGACAAGGUACACUUUACACUGGUGCCAAGUGGCUCAGGUGAAUGAUUGCAGUGUAACGUGUUAAAUGUUAAACCUGUGAGUCAUUUCAUUUUUGUGCUGAACUUGAUGUGGACUUACUUUUCAAUGCUGUCGACAUCUAGACUAAAUGUAUGCAUCCUUGAAAAUGUAUUCUGUAUUACAGACUUGACCUGUGGAUUGAGGUGGCCUUACAGCAAAAGAACGCUUGGACUGUGUGUAUGCAGUCUUUCUCCUCUAUUCUCCCUUCUCUCUAUUGCUUAGUUGUGGUAUGAAAGUGUAACAUUUUAAAAUGUAAGCGCCCCCCUUUCUACGCCAAUAUACACAAUCAUUUUGUGCAUUUUCUUUCUUGUUUUUAUUUUUAUUUUUUACAUGCUUUUGGAGAAAAAAUAAAAUGCUGGUGUUGAUUUAA
Molecule: messenger RNA, 3366 nt
Organism: Acanthopagrus latus (yellowfin seabream)
Lineage: Eukaryota; Metazoa; Chordata; Actinopteri; Spariformes; Sparidae
Gene: limd2
Product: LIM domain containing 2
Exons: 4
Coding region: 187-531 (114 amino acids)
Biological process (GO): actin filament bundle assembly
Cellular component (GO): actin cytoskeleton; plasma membrane
Molecular function (GO): actin filament binding
Source: RefSeq, a predicted model, not a curated record